Molecule: messenger RNA, 4383 nt
Organism: Anthonomus grandis grandis
Lineage: Eukaryota; Metazoa; Arthropoda; Insecta; Coleoptera; Curculionidae
Exons: 4
Coding region: 1-4383 (1460 amino acids)
Biological process (GO): DNA integration
Molecular function (GO): nucleic acid binding
Source: RefSeq, a predicted model, not a curated record
AUGGCUGGAGGAAGUACUACGGAUGACGGUGAUCCAGAAAAUAAUGUAGGAGAUAUUAUGGCCACCUUGCAGCUCUUAGUCAGUAGAACUAACGAGUUAAAUCGAAAAGUCGAUCUCCUGUUAAACGAAAACCAGAAUUUGAAACGUGAAAUUGCCAGCCUGAAGGAAUGUAAGCCGUCAACAGCCCCAUCAAGUGUGAACUCCAAGUUGUCAUAUGCUGCAGCAAUAGGCACCAAAAAUGAUAGCAAAGUUCUGGUUGUAAAGCAAAAGUGUCCGGAGAAAGAUGUAAAGCAAGUGAAGGAGGAUUUGAUAAAGAAAGUCAAUCCUUCUGUUAUUGGAGCCGGUUUAUCUCUAGGAAAAGCAACCAAAAGUGGCGACGUUAUCAUUAAGUGUGGCAAUGAGAAGGAGCUAACUUCGAUACAGUCGCAGAUCCAGAACAACAUGGGUGACAACUACAGUGUUGAGGUACCAAAACUUUUAGAGCACAGGAUUAAGGUGGUGGGCAUUAACGAGUCUGAGUACAACCUAUCAGAUAAUGAAAUUUUGGCCAAAAUAAAGAGUCAAAAUAAUGUUCCAGAAUUUCCAAACCGGAAAAUUCAAAUUGUCUUAAAAAAGAAACGCUCUUCUAUAAAGGCGAAAUUAACAAUAUUUGAAAAAUUUGUUAGGUCGAUUGAAGGCUUGCAAAAUGAUACAGAAUUACUUGAGCGGUCAAAAAUUAUGGAACUUGAGCAACGUUUGCAGGAUGCCCAACAGUUAAUUAAUCAGUUUGACGAUGUGCAAACUGAAAUCGAAUGUCUUGUAGAUGAUAUUAAUUCAGAAUUAAAUGAACGCGAGCAGUUUAACAAAAUAACAAGUAACUUACCAGAAAUAACCAUAGAUCGUAAGGCGCUUAAAAUACCACAGCAUUUUAAACUUGCAGAUCCCUAUUUCGAAAUAUCAGAUAAAAUAGACUUAUUGUUAGGAGCCGAUGUUUUUUGGAAUCUCUUAACUUCAGGAAAAGAGGAACUGGGAAGCAAUGGUCCUAUCUUGCAAAAUACUAGAAUAGGAUGGAUAGUAUCUGGUCCUCUAACUUAUUUAAAUGUUAACAGUUCAACAGUUUGUAAUCUUAGUCAAAACAUUUUACUACAAAAUCAGCUUACCAAAUUUUGGGAAGUUGAAGAAAUUUCAAACAAAAAACCUCUUUCAAAUGAGGAGGCCUUAUGCGAAAAACAUUUUACCGACACUCUAGAAUAUUCAACAGAAGGAAGAUUUAUAGUUUCUCUGCCUCUUAAAGAAUCACCAGAAAAGCUUGGAGAUAGUCGUGAAUUAGCACUCAAACGUUUCGUAAAUUUAGAACGAAAGCUUUUAUCUAAUGAUAGGUUAAGAACAUUAUAUGUAGAUUUUUUACAAGAAUAUGAACAAUUAGGUCACAUGACAGAAAUACAGGAUGACACAGAGCAUAAUGAACCAGAAUACUAUUUGCCCCAUCAUGGGGUAUUAAAGGAAACAAGUACCACGACCAAACUACGGGUCGUAUUCGAUGCGUCAGCACCGUCUUCAACGGGGUUGUCACUAAAUAAUUUACAAAUGGUCGGUCCAAUAAUUCAGUCGGACCUGUUAUCAAUCCUGUUGCGUUUCAGAACACGCGCUAUUGUACUUUCAGGUGACAUCAAAAUGAUGUAUAGGCAGGUGCUAAUAAAUGCUAAACAUCGACCUUUACAGAAAAUAGUCUGGAGACCAAAUCCAAACAAAGCAAUUAAGACUUACCAACUGAAUACCGUGACUUACGGUACUACAGCAGGAUCAUUUUUGGCAAUACGUUCUUUACACCAGGUUACCAUAGAGAGCGAAAGUGAGCAUCCAAAAACUGCUAGAAUUAUUCAGGAAGACAUGUAUGUCGAUGAUUUGCUCACAUCAGUAGAUUCAAUUGAGGAAGCAGAAUAUGUUGUUAAAACUAUAUACAAGGCCCUACUAAAACGAGGAUUUGAAUUGCACAAAUGGCGAUCAAAUCGUUUCAAUUGUAAUACUAGUGACAACGUUUCAGAUGUAGUGGAAUUUACUGCUAAUAAAGAUCAGGAUACAAAAGUAUUAGGGCUACAAUGGGCAUGUGAAAAGGAUAUACUUACUUUUAAAAUUAAUCCAUUAAAUAAAGUUGAUCCAAAGAAAAUUACUAAAAGAGUUGUGUUAUCCAGAAUAGCUACCAUAUUUGAUCCUCUAGGUUUGACGAGCCCAUGCAUAAUAUUAGCUAAGGUUUUGCUUCAAAAAUUAUGGAGUGAAAACCUAACUUGGGAUCAGCCUUUACCAUCACAUAUUUUGACAUCAUGGAUCCAUUUUUCUUCCGAACUGGAAACUCUAAACGAAAUUAUGAUCAAUCGAAAGGUCACUUGCGAAAAUCCAAGUUAUAUUGCUCUACAUGGGUUCUCGGAUGCAUCCGAGACAAGCUAUGGAGCCUGUAUAUACGUGCUGCCAAAAAAUAUAAACGGUGACGCAGAAUGCAAUUUACUAUGCGCUAAGUCUAAAGUAGCACCUCUUAAGACAUUAACCAUGCCAAGAUUAGAGUUAUGCGCAGCUUUAAUUUUAUCUCAACUUCUUACCAAGGUCUUGGCCUCUGUUAAUAUUAACAUUAAUAAGGUCUAUUGCUGGUCAGACUCUACAAUUGUAUUGGGGUGGUUACGGACAUCUCCAAAUUUGCUUAAACAGUUUGUCGAUAAUCGCGUCGCGGAAAUUCAGAAGCUGACUAGUACAUUUACUUGGAAUCACAUAGUCUCACAAGAAAACCCAGCAGACCUAGUAUCACGUGGUUUAAAGCCUAAACAGUUAAUAAUUUCUGAUCUCUGGUGGCACGGCCCCAAGUGGUUAUUUUUAAAUGAACAUGAAUGGCCAAUUAGCAAUAACGUUAUUUCAAAUGAUUUACCUGAAAUGCGUAAUUGCAUAUUUCUAACCAAAACGAAUACAAAAUCAUUAUUCCCAUUUGAACGAUUCUCAAAUCUAUUAAAAAUUAAACGCGUCAUGGCAUAUGUCCUCAGAUUCGUGAAUAAUGCCAGAACACCUAAAAAUAAUCGUCAAAAUUCAUUUCUUACUUGUAACGAAAUCAAUGAUGCUUUUAACAAACUGAUAAAGGCUUCUCAGGUCGAGUCAUUCGUUGACGAAUUAUCGAUUUUAUCCUCUAAGCGUCAGCUUCCAAAACCCAGUAAUAUUCUAAGCCUGAAUCCAUUUAUAGACGACCAAGGAAUUAUGAGAGUUGGAGGCCGAUUAUCUAACUCAGAAUAUUCAUUUUCCAAGAAAUAUCCCAUAUUAUUGUCUCCAAAUCAUAUCUUAACGCAAUUAAUUAUGCGGUACGAGCACGAACGUCUCUUACAUGCAGGUCCACAGCUACUGCUGUCACAUAUACGAGAUAACUUUUGGCCCAUUGCGGGACGUAACCUUGCUCGAAAGAUAGUUCAUAAUUGCGUAAAAUGCUGCAGGUAUAAUCCACAGUCUGUCCAACCAAUAAUGGGCGAUUUACCUGCAGCAAGAGUACAGCAGGCAUUACCCUUUAUAAAGGUGGGGGUUGACUAUGCAGGUCCCUUCCAAACGAAGGACCGGCGUGGACGCGGAUGCAAAAUUAUUAAGUGUUGGGUGGCUGUAUUCGUUUGCAUGAGUACUCGCGCUAUACACUUAGAAUUAGUUUUAUCUCUUACUUCUGAGGAUUUUUUGCAAGCAUUCACUCGAUUCAUUAGCAAACGCGGAAGACCGUUGGAGGUUUUUUCUGACAACGGAGCAAACUUUGUUAGGGCUAACAAGGAUCUCCAAGUCAUGGCAGAAUUUUUAAAAACAAAUAGUACUCUUAUUUCUGAAUCAAUCCAAAAUCAAGGUAUAAAAUGGCAUUUCAUACCACCCAAUUCCCCUCAUUUUGGAGGUAUUUGGGAAGCGGGGGUAAAGAGUUUUAAAUACCACUUUAAAAGAAUAGUAGGUUCAUAUACUCUAUUCCUCUUCGAUCUACAAACUCUUGUUGCGCGCAUAGAAGCAGUAUUAAACUCCCGUCCUCUUUGCCCUUUAAGCUCCGAUCCCAACGACUUAUCCCCUCUAACCCCCGCACAUUUCCUCAUCGGAAGAUCAGCAAUGGCGUUAGCAGAACCAUCCGUGAUGCACUUACCAGAAAAUCGACUCUCGCAAUACCAGUUGGUGCAGAAGGUUCAGGAGCAGUUCUGGAAUCGCUGGCAUCGUGAAUAUAUGCACGAGUUGCAGCAACGAAAAAAAUGGAAAGUUACCAGCGGCAGCCUUCACUUGGGACAAUUAGUACUGGUCAAGGACAACAAUCUACCACCCAUGAAGUGGCGCCUAGGACGUGUUUUGAACCUCGUCGGCGGUAAGGACAAUGUAAACAGAGUGGCCAGUCAAGACCAUGGAUGGAAUCAUCAGUAG